AUGCCAUUCAUGGUGAGAGAUGGGAUCGUGCUGGGACAUAGGAUUUCAGAGAAGGGAAUCGAGGAGCGGACUAAAGCUUAUCACCUACCUGUGGAGCUAGAGUACAAGGCUGCGUGGGCAGUGAAGCAGAUGAACUAUGACAUGAAGUCUGCGGGAGAGAGGAGAAACAUGCAGUUGGUCGAGCUUGACGAGAUUAGGCACCUGGCCUAUGACAGUUCGAAGAUCUACAAGGAGCGGACUAAAGCUUAUCAUGACAAAAAGAUCCUGAAAAGGGACUUUUCCCAAGGAGAUCAAGUCCUGCUAUUCAACUCCAGGCUGAAGUUGUUCCCUGGAAAGCUGAAAUCAAGGUGGUCUGGGCCCUUUGUCAUCAAGGAAGUCAGACCAUAUGGAGCUUUUGAGCUAUGGGACAAGUCCGGUGGACAUUUCGUGGUGAACGGUCAACGCCUCAAGCCAUACCUUGCUGAUACCGACAUCACAGAGAGGGAAUCUAUUCCUCUCAGUGAUCCAUCUCCUGCCUGA
Microthlaspi erraticum is the source of this 519-nucleotide messenger RNA. The record is from the annotation of a GenBank genome assembly. NCBI's taxonomy places the organism in Eukaryota, Viridiplantae, Streptophyta, Magnoliopsida, Brassicales, Brassicaceae.